UUCAAUGUCUGGCUGCAGAUUUCUCUACAAGAAUGGCUUGUUGUGCCUUAAAGUUAUCGCAGUGUGUUAGAAGUCAAAUUGUUUACAAAUAUGCAGCGAAUUAUUCUGUUGUAUUUAACAGGUAUUAUUGCAUUAAAAGUGAAAAUGAUGAUAAACAUGUAAAAGCUAAAACUGAAGAAGAAAAAGUUAAAGACAAAUUGAAUGAGGAUGUAAACAUUAAAGAAGCAACCAAAGAACAUAAAUCAAGUGGAAAACAGUCCAAAGUUUUGACAGAAGAAUCCAAAGAAGCUGCAAAGAAAAAACUUCUCUCUCUUCUUUCUGAAGUUAAUGUAAGUAACAUAUUUUUUAACCAGCAGUUUCCUUUUAAUAGCUUGGCUUGGUUAGGCAGCUCUGUGUGUUUUUAUGAACUGUACAAUGCCUACCUAUUAUAUUUGUG
This is a messenger RNA of Stegodyphus dumicola, 436 nucleotides long. RefSeq names its product mitochondrial ribosomal protein S31 (gene mRpS31). Gene Ontology annotation, molecular function: structural constituent of ribosome. NCBI's taxonomy places the organism in Eukaryota, Metazoa, Arthropoda, Arachnida, Araneae, Eresidae. The record is from RefSeq and is a predicted model, not a curated record. Gene Ontology annotation, cellular component: mitochondrial small ribosomal subunit.